GGCACGGCGCGAGUCCGGGAUACCAGGAAAAAGGACGCCCACCGCGCAGGCGCACGGCGGGAGUCCGGGCUACCUGGAAAAAGGACGCCCCGGUACCGCACGGCGGGAGUCCGGGCUACCAGGAAAAACGACGCCCACCGCGCAGGCGCAAGGCGGGAGUCCGGGCUACCAGGCAAACCACGGCUACCGCGCAGGCGCACGGCGGGAGUCCGGGCUACCAGGAAAAACCAGGAAAAAGGACGCCCAGCGCGCAGGCGCACGGCGGGAGUCGGGCUACCAGGCAAACCACGCCCACCGCGCAGGCGCACGGCGAGAGUCCGGGCUACCUGGAAAAAGGACGCCCACCGCGCAGGCGCACGGCGGGAGUCCGAGCUACCUGGAAAAAGGAUUUUGUUAGAAUAUGGAUUCUUCUGCGACAUCCUCGGACAAAGGAUCUAAAGAGGUGUCCGGCGGAAUCACAUCAGCCACCGGAAAAGCUCCUUGGCAAAAAAGAGAGCCCUUCACAAGGAUUCUGAGCCCUGAAGAAGCUGAGAAACUGAAAAAAGAUCAAAGCCUGGUGACGGAAUUCAGGCAACUCAAACUGGAAGAGGAGGCCCAGAAGAAUUGGGAUCUGUUUUACAAAAGAAACAGCACUAAUUUCUUCAAGGAUAGACACUGGACCACCAGGGAGUUUGAGGAGCUGACAUCAUGUAGGGAGUUCGAAGAUCAGAAGUUGACUAUUCUUGAAGCCGGCUGUGGGGUCGGAAACUGUUUAUUCCCACUUUUAGAAGAAGAUCUGAAUAUCUUCGCGUAUGCCUGUGAUUUUUCCCCAAGAGCCGUUGACUACGUUAAGCACAAUUCUUCGUACAACCCUGAAAGGUGUAAGGUAUUCCAGUGUGAUUUGACUAAAGAUGACCUUCUGGAGCAUAUACCAGCGGACUCAGUAGAUGGUGUCACCCUAAUAUUUGUGCUUUCGGCUAUUCAUCCUGACAAGAUGCACCUUGUUUUACAAAAUAUAUAUAAGGUGUUGAAACCAGGCAGAUGUGUCUUGUUUAGAGACUACGGUCUGUAUGAUCAUGCUAUGCUCAGGUUUAAAGCGGGCAACAAGCUGGGAGAAAACUUUUACGUAAGACAGGAUGGCACAAGAUCCUACUUCUUUACCGAUGAAUUCUUGGCUCAGCUCUUUAGGGUCACGGGGUAUGAAGAAGCGGUUAAUGAAUAUGUGCUGCGAGAAACAGUGAAUAGAAAAGAAGGCCUGUGCGUUCCAAGGGUCUUUCUUCAAAGCAAAUUUCGAAAGCCUCUGAAGAAAUCAUGAGUCACGCUGCCCCGGCCCAGGAUUGCGAGCCUUAGUAGUGGAAAGGACUCCGCUGCGUGUACGAAUAGGUUUCCUCUCUCCUUACUUUGAUAAACCAAACCGACCAAACCUUGCCCACUUCAACCAGAUGUAGAGGCCCUGCCACCUGUGCUAACUCUAGUUCCCCUGCCACCACCCCUAACCUCAAUUGUCUGAGGAGUGUUACUGCUGCUGGGGGGAUUUCUGGGCUAAGAGAGAUACUUAGAAGCUCUACAGACCUUGGGGCAGUUCCUGCCCAUUCCUCCUAUGGAGCAAUGGGCCAUUUAUCUCCUGAUCUCUCUUUCUCCCUCACCAAAGAGGAUGUUCUAAUAAUUUUCAUCUACUAACCUCAUAGGAGUGAUGUGAGGAUUCAUUCGUUCUCCCUCACCAAAGAGGAUGUUCUAA
Tachyglossus aculeatus (Australian echidna) is the source of this 1717-nucleotide messenger RNA. It is a transcript of the gene METTL6, whose product is annotated as methyltransferase like 6. Lineage: Eukaryota; Metazoa; Chordata; Mammalia; Monotremata; Tachyglossidae. The record is from RefSeq and is a predicted model, not a curated record. The coding region runs from base 401 to 1294 and encodes 297 amino acids. The transcript is spliced from 6 exons.